AGCCAUAAAGUCUGUGCGCCUUUGAUAUACAGUCAGUUGACGCCGUGCGGCUCGCGUGCGAAGUUUGUUUGGUCGUUGUUGUGAACGCGAUUAGUCCCGCGCGGUGCCUCCGCCAACAUGGACGCACCGGGUGCGAACGAUGCGCGCUCGCCGACGUCGCCAACAGGUGCGAAUGAUAUGGUCACGGCGAAUUAUAACAAGCUCUCGGAUCAUAUUCGCCGGUUAACGCCGCAAGGGAUUCAGUGCAGCGUCUUUUGCGGUGGGACCAACUGCAAGUAUGAGAAUCCUGAAAACUGGACGGCGGAUAAUUUGGCUUUGCACGGACUUUAUUCUAAUUGGAUAACCGACAACAUCCUGGCGAUGGCUCGGCCAAGCACCGUCCUGAUUAUACAAAAGAACAUCAUCGAACAAUUUCACAGCCUCGGAAUAAAAUCCAUAAUUAAUCUGCAAUGCCCAAAGGAGCACGCCAGCUGCGGUCAACCCUUGGAAGACACAGGUUUCUCAUAUGAUCCCAAUAUAUUUAUGGAAAAUAAUAUAUAUUAUUACAACUUCACAUGGAAGGACUACGGCGAUGCGUCAUUAGUGGGCUUGCUUAAUAUGGUGAAAGUGGUGGCGUUCGCCGCCACCGAGGGACGCGUCGCCAUUCACUGUCAUGCCGGACUUGGAAGGACUGGUGUGUUGAUUGCCUGUUACUUGAUUUAUUCCUUGCGGGUGCCUGCGAACGCCGCCAUUAAAUAUGUCCGCUUGAAACGUCCUGGAUCAGUGCAGACACGCGGGCAGAUAAUGUGCGUACGACAAUUCGCAAACCACGUGCUUCCAAAUCUAGUCACGUUUUAUAUCAAAGAGCAAAGUACGAAAGAUAAACAUAUGCACGAGUUUACCCUCCAGAGAUUUAUCAAACGACAGAAAAUAGCUCUGCAUGGUUACGAAGAGAGGAAUUAUAAAUAUCUACCGAAGAUUGUGCAUAGGCUUUGUGAGAGAAUCCUGAAACUCACUGGGUGUAACAUUGAAGAUCUACCACAGUCAAAUAUUCCAUACACGACGGAUUUUCUUUGCACGAAAAUGGGUCCUGGUGUCACGCGACAUGAGAGUAUUUACAGUUUUAACAGUCACUUGGAAGAUUUACAUUUUUUAAGCCCCACAUCGAUCCAUUCACCCUCAUCGAGUAAUUCAGACAUAAUGAGUUUGAGUUCAGCCCCGCCAAGUCCCAACCCCGAAUCGGAGUCUUCAGAUGUCCUGGAUUCAUUUUCAGUUGAUUUCCUUUUAGAAUUAGACGAUGAAUCAACGCAAGAUUUAAUAGAGAACAAGUGUUUCCAUGCGUUGGAACUGCACAAAACUUUUGAAGAUGAAAAAGCGUCGCAUCAAACAACUCACAUUGUUUAUGAUAUUGGAGAAGUUGUUGAUACUCUUAUUAUUGCUGAUAUGCAUUUGUUGCCUUAUGAAAGGAAGAAAAAAGUUCGACAACUUGAAGAGCAAAUCAACGGGUCAAAAAUUGGAUGGUUGAAGUUGGAGAGUCUGCAUGACGUUGGUAUAUUGGCGGCCAUGUUGUUUGAUUGGUUGGAAAGUUUAAAGAAACCCGUGCUUGAUCGGGAAAACUUAGAAAAAAUUGUCAUCCAUUAUAAACAACCGGAAAUUUGUUUAACUAAAAUUGAAGAGAGUGCGUCGUUUCUUUUAGAAUAUUUGCUUCUAUUUGUUAGUAAACUGCAGAUAUCCAAUGAAAGUCUUAAUGAGGCAUUAUUAAAACGUCUUCUUGCUGCACUAACACAACAAUAUGUGGUAAUAAGAGAUAUAGGUAUACCUUCAGGUCGUGGUUUUAAGAAACUACGAGAUGGAACAAUGCAUUGCACACUAGAAUUUAUGAAUUGUCUACAAACCAGCAUCGAUUUGCAUCACAGACAGUUAAAAUCAUCCCCUAGAUUCGAAUUCGGUGGGAGUUACAAUGACGAUGAUGAUUCCGACGUGGAAAAUGGCUUCCAUGAUUAAAAAUGAACGAAUGCAUGAAAUUUAAUGUGAAAUUCUGUAUCGAUGUUGUUGUCGAUUGUCUCUUGUCAAAUUGUGAAGACUGUUGUGUACAUGUCGACGAUGUGAAUGUGGUGUACUAACAAUUCCAUUUGGGUUAAGACUUAAGACGAUUCAGAAAUAGUGAGAAAAGGAAGGAAGAUUCGAAAUACUUUUGUUGUAAAUGAAAUAUUUAGAGAACAUUGUUUACUUUUCGACAUCGUGAACACUCUGUAAGAUAUUUUAAAAACAGCUUUGCUUAUAACAACACAACUUUUAAUUCAAUAUGUGAUGUAUGAUGUUGUAUAACACAAAACUGUUCAUUACAAAGUUAAACAAUU
Molecule: messenger RNA, 2339 nt
Organism: Dalotia coriaria
Lineage: Eukaryota; Metazoa; Arthropoda; Insecta; Coleoptera; Staphylinidae
Product: protein tyrosine phosphatase domain-containing protein 1-like
Exons: 10
Coding region: 118-1983 (621 amino acids)
Biological process (GO): cilium assembly; protein dephosphorylation
Cellular component (GO): cytoplasm
Molecular function (GO): protein tyrosine phosphatase activity; protein tyrosine/serine/threonine phosphatase activity
Source: RefSeq, a predicted model, not a curated record